Messenger RNA from Drosophila nasuta, 823 nucleotides. Its product is annotated as serine protease SP24D-like. NCBI's taxonomy places the organism in Eukaryota, Metazoa, Arthropoda, Insecta, Diptera, Drosophilidae. The coding region runs from base 20 to 787 and encodes 255 amino acids. The record is from RefSeq and is a predicted model, not a curated record. Gene Ontology annotation, biological process: proteolysis. Gene Ontology annotation, molecular function: serine-type endopeptidase activity. The transcript has 2 exons.
AACGUUUCACUUUUCAAUCAUGUUGCGAGCUGUAAUAUUUAUAUUUUGCGCCUGCCUCGCGUUCGCCUCGGCUGCUCCACCAGUCAUCGAGGGUCGUGUGGUUGGCGGUGUGGAUGCCACAAUCGGUCAAUUUCCGCAUCAGGUCUCGCUGCGUCAAUCCGGCUCACACAUUUGCGGUGGCUCCAUCAUCUCCCGCGAUUACAUCCUGACGGCGGGACAUUGUGUCAGCUCCCAGUUUGAUAAUGGCACAGUCUCAUCUAUCACUCCCGCCUCGCUGCUGAGCAUUCGCGCUGGCACCUUGGAUCGCUUCUCGGGCGGCAUGCUCAUCAAUGUGGAAGAGGUGCAUGUGCAUGACCAAUACAACAGCUUCUGGUUCGAUGUAGCAGUCUUGAAACUCGCCCAGCCACUGAUCUUCUCCAGCCAGCUGGCUCCCAUUCCCCUCGCCACAGAGGACACACCGGCCAACAGCGACGUGAUCAUCUCGGGCUGGGGUCGUCUCACCACUGGCGGCGAUAUUCCACGCACCAUGCAAUGGAAUACACUCAGCGCCAUCUCCAAGUUGUCGUGUGCCCUCUCUAUUGCCGUCUACAGGGACGAUAUGCUCUGUCUGGCUCAUACGUCGGGCAAUGGUGCUUGCAACGGAGAUUCUGGUGGGCCAGCGAUCUUCAACGGAGAACUUGUCGGUAUUGCGGGCUUUGUUGUCGGUGGCUGUGGAUCCUCGAGUCCCGAUGGCUAUGCUAAGGUCUUUUAUCAUCGCGACUGGAUUAUUCAACAUGCCAAUUUGUAAACAAUUAGUUGUGCCAAUAAAAAAUGAUAAGUUAAA